Molecule: messenger RNA, 2330 nt
Organism: Anoplophora glabripennis (Asian longhorned beetle)
Lineage: Eukaryota; Metazoa; Arthropoda; Insecta; Coleoptera; Cerambycidae
Gene: eIF5
Product: eukaryotic translation initiation factor 5
Exons: 7
Coding region: 606-1931 (441 amino acids)
Biological process (GO): formation of cytoplasmic translation initiation complex; formation of translation preinitiation complex; translational initiation
Cellular component (GO): cytosol
Molecular function (GO): GDP-dissociation inhibitor activity; eukaryotic initiation factor eIF2 binding; translation initiation factor activity
Source: RefSeq, a predicted model, not a curated record
AUUUUAUUUUCCGAAGUCGUCGUGGUGUGGUUUUUAUCUGCAUAUGGCGAACUUAGUCUUGUAAAGAAGUUUUAUAUUAAGUUCUAGAACAUUGUCGUAAAGUCGCUUAUUUGUAGUGUAAUUUUGAGGGUAUUUUUCUUUCACAUUUAUAAAUUUAUAAUUUUCCAUAAUUGCGUGCAUUGGUGCAACAAUUCGGAUGUUGGGAAAGUAAGGCGGAGGUUGAUAAGAAUAUUCGAUUUUUUUUAUUACAUUGCUGAAUCUAAAUUUUUUGGUUUCCCAAAAGUUACCGUCCAAAAGGGCGCUAAUAUUUUAUAUGACUUUAGUAAGACACAAAGAGACAUUAUUAACAAAAAGCAUAGUUGGGAGUUUAGGGCCCGAGCCAGCGAGGUGUAUGACUUCGCAGCGACGUGAGCCCACCUGUUAUAGGACUACAAAAUUUUCAUCUAAUAGGCAUCGGAAACUACAACCUUUCAGAGAAACGUGACUGGUUACCCUAUCAACAUUCAAAAUAAUAAAGCAGCAAGUAUUACCGGCAGCGGUGAAGGCAACUCAGCUCAAAGCUAUCACCAUUUUUUUGCCUAACAGUUCGUCUGACAACCAUCACCAUGAGUGUCAACGUAAACAGAAAUGUCAGCGAUGUUUUCUAUCGCUACAAAAUGCCACGUCUUAUGGCCAAAGUAGAAGGUAAGGGUAAUGGCAUCAAAACUGUCAUCGUUAAUAUGGCUGAGGUGGCUAAGGCCCUCGGCAGACCACCCACUUACCCCACCAAGUACUUUGGCUGCGAGUUGGGCGCUCAAACCCAGUUUGACUUCAAAAAUGAACGUUUCAUUGUUAAUGGUUCCCAUGACGCCUCCAAGCUGCAGGAUCUUCUGGAUGGCUUCAUUCGCAAAUUUGUCCUGUGCCCUGAAUGCGACAAUCCUGAAACCGAUCUAAUAGUGUCCCUAAAAAGGGGCACCAUCUCUCAGGGCUGCAAAGCCUGCGGUUACCACGGACUGCUUGAAUCCAACCAUAAACUAGUAACGUUCAUUCUCAAGAACCCUCCUAAUCUAAAUCCUGCAGUCCAAGGCUCUUCACUGACUGAGGGAAAACGAUCCAAACGUAGCAAACGCAAUGGUGAGACCAACGGCGAACAAGACGAUCACGCCGACGGUGGUGAUACGUCAGUUACUGACAAGUCGGUUGAUAACGGAGGUAGUGACGACGAUCAGACGGAAUGGGCAGUCGACGUAUCUGAAGAGGCGGUUAGGGCUAGAAUGCUUGACUUGACUGAUGGGGCCAAGAACAUGACCAUCAGCGACGAUCUGGAGAAGUCCGAAAAGGAACGGAUGGACAUUUUGUACAAUAUGGUGAAGGCGAAAAGGGAUGCCGGCGUCCUUGAGAACGUUCAGACCCAAAAGGAGAUUUUGAAUGAGGCCGAACGUCUUGAAAUCAAACCGAAAGCUCCGCUCGUCCUGGCAGAGUUACUUUUCGAUCACAACAUCCUUAAGGAAGUGAAGACAUACCGUAUGCUGUUUUUGCGUUUCACACUGAAUGAUAAGAAGGCUCAACGUUACCUCAUGGGAGGCUUGGAGCAGGUCAUCGCACUGCAUCGUGACAAGCUGAUGAGUAUAGUGCCGGGUUUGUUGAAGGUGUUUUACGAUAUGGAUAUACUUGGGGAAGCGUGUAUCAUCGAUUGGUCCGACAAAGUGUCGAAAAAAUAUGUGUCAAAGGAGGUAAGUCAGGAAAUCCACGACAAGGCGGCUCCGUUCAUUAAAUGGCUGAAAGAGGCCGAUACGGAAGACUCUGAUAGUGAAGAGGAGAGCGACGAUGAUGUGGAAAUUGAAUAUAACGACCGUGCACAAAUUCAGCUGAAGGCAACCCCUCAAGUCAAAGAGAAGAAACCAGAACCCGAAGACGAAGGGGAGGACGAUGUGGACAUCGAUGCCAUUUAAUUUCCCUUUACAGGGCGUGUCAAGGAUUGUGUUAUUUUUAACAUACGUUGUACACAAUCCCUGAAUUUUAUUAUGGUUUUUUUUUUACUUUUCACCGGGUAAUGGUUCAAUGCUCCCUAGAACUUUUAACCAUUACCUUUUGUAUGUUUAUCAUGUCAUUUUUAUUUACUGUUUACCGAUACUGCAAUAUUUAGCUAAAUUUCAUGAAACAGCAUUUCCUUAUACUCAACAAUGGGUUUUUUUUAUAUUAAUAGAGUUAUUAAACUUUACAAUAAAGGAUUAUAUUUACUAUGAUUAGAUUAGGUUUGAUAUUUUCCCAUGGCUGUCAAAUGUAUACUUAUAUACGUGGGUAUCCAUUUUAUUAUUGUUUCAAUGUCAAAAUAAAUGGAUUUUAAAAAA